This is a messenger RNA of Aspergillus mulundensis, 2595 nucleotides long. RefSeq lists its product as uncharacterized. Gene Ontology annotation, biological process: DNA-templated transcription; regulation of DNA-templated transcription. The coding region runs from base 1 to 2595 and encodes 864 amino acids. The transcript is spliced from 2 exons. Gene Ontology annotation, molecular function: zinc ion binding; DNA-binding transcription factor activity, RNA polymerase II-specific; DNA binding. The record is from RefSeq and is a predicted model, not a curated record. Lineage: Eukaryota; Fungi; Ascomycota; Eurotiomycetes; Eurotiales; Aspergillaceae.
AUGGCUGGGCCUCAGAACACGAACCGCCAGUCCGACUCGUCCGGGUCCGGCAAUGAAACCUCUUCCAAGCCUCGCCAUCGAGCAUCAGUCGCCUGCGUGGCCUGUCGAGAGCGCCGGACACGAUGUGUAGUCCAGGCAGGGGAGACAUCCUGCACUCAGUGCCAGGAGAGUGGCCAGGAGUGUAUCAUCAAGAACGAUGACCAGAGGCGAAAACCGGUGUCCAAGGCGUACGUGAGCCAGCUCCAAGACCAGAUCCAACAACUCCAGGCCGCUUUACGUGAGAAGGAAGAGCAGUCUACAAUACGCCAGAACCAACCGGUCAACACUAAUCACGUCGAAACGACCGAGUCCGGAGAGAAUCGCCCCCAGCUAGAGCCCUCGCAGCCCUACUCCCUCCCUGUGCCAGCCGAUACACCGGAACCAGCGCUCCCUCAAUACAAAGACAGUCCAGCACGCAGUUCAGACAGUCCGCCCUACCGACCACUCACGCCCAUCAACUCCGGCCUCCGAAAGUCGUCGAUGGCCCACCGGCUGCUGUCCACUCGAGGGCACGUCAGCUUCGACCAGCUGGCGGGCCAGCAACGGUACUUUGGCCCGACCACAAACUGCCACAUCUACCUGGACAUCGCAUCCGAAAGUGAAGAAAGCCGGCGACAAGCCCGAGAGCAGUGGCGGCGGACGCAGCGCGUCCUGUCCGCCCUGUCGCACGAGUCGCAGGAAUACCUCAUGCGGCUGUUCUGGAAGCACUACAACUCGGUCAUCCGCGUCGUCCACCAAGAGGCCUUUGAGGCUGGACGAGAUGCUGGCGGAGGGCCUUUCUACUCGGGCUUUCUACAUAUAUGCAUCCUCGCCGCGGGAUAUCGCUUCGCAGAUAAACAGCGGCCAGACAUGAUGCGCAUCACCCUCCCUGGCAGGGAGUCGUUGCUGCAUCGCGAGGCCAAGUACAUGCUCGACUACGAGAUGGAGCGGCCUGGCGGUCUUCCCUCCAUUGCGGCUCUGUUGCUCCUCGGCGACCUCGAGGUCGGCUGCGGUCGCGACAACGCGGGCUGGCUGUACUCGGGCAUGGCCUACCGGUUAUGCUUCGACGUUGGCCUCCAUCUGGACAGGUCCGGGUCGGGCGUGUCCCAAAGCGACAUUGAGAUCGGGCGCAUGACGCUAUGGGCGUGUGUCAUUUUCGACCGGUACUGGGCACUCUUCCUCGGUCGGCCGACAGCACUCAAGCCAGACGAUCUGGAGAUCUACGAGCUCUCGCAGCAGUUCGACCGACUGGGCAGUUCACCCCCAGGCUCGGAGAAAACCCUCGAGCUGCAGAUCUACCAGGCCCUCUUCGAGCUCAUGGAGAUGGGCGGCAAGAUCACCGGCAUCACGCAUGUCUCCGGCCACGAUCCCAACCACGACCGCCAUAUGUAUCUGCGCAUGGCCGCCCUGGACAGCGAGCUGGAGCGCUGGUAUGCCCGUCUCCCAGAAGCCCUAAAGUACACCGCGGAGAACGCCACCACCGCGCCUCCUCCUUUCUUUCUUCUUCACCAACAGUUCUAUUCCACCAUGAUCAUGCUGCACCGUCCGUUUGCAGGAUACGACAACAUCCUCGACAGCCAGGGCGAGCGCAAAGUCAGCGAGGCAGGAGUCAAGCAUCUCUCAGCCCUCUCGCAUGCAACCUGCACAACCUGCGCCGGUCGCAUCGCCCAGAUCUUCUGGCAGCAGCGUCAGCGCUUCGAUACGCGAAAGAUCUUCGUCACUGGACUGCAGCACUCCGGCAACGCAGCCACGGCCCUGGUUGCGGCCAUCGCGUCGUCCACCGACCGGGUCGCCAACGAUCGGAGCAUGCGAUACCUGGAGUGUCUCGUCGCCGUCAUGGACGACAUGGCGGAGCCAUACCAACCCGCCGAGCAGAUGGCCACCAUAUUCAAGGCCGUGCUGCAGGAGCUCCGAGAGCUCCAUCCGUCGUUGCAGUCGUCGAAUGUCGUGCCGGCCCGCAGAGGCAGUUCCGCAGACGUUGAUGGCCAAAGCAAUAUACCGCCGAAAAGAAUCCCACCACCCAGAUCCCAGACAAAAACACAAUCGAUGCACUCCACUUCAUGGCCGGGUGAUGAGCAGUUCCCGCAGAUGGCGACCAUCCUGCCCUCUCCACCGCUGACCUUCCAGUCCACAGAGAAGCCGGCACGUCGGGAUACUGGAACAGAAAAUAUCUUUGCCGACAACAGCGUCCCGAGCAUCGACGACUCCUGGUCCAUCUUCAGUGCACCGGAUCGCUUCGCCAUCAACAACGUCAUGGCCGGUGCUGGAUCACCGUCUGCCUUUGUUUCGCCUUGGCCAACCGCAGAGACGCCCUCGUUAUUUCGAUUAGCGAAUGAUGCUACGGUAGAAACGAAUAAUAUGAAUAGCGACUUUAUGCAUCUAAUGGAGAAUGCCCAGGGUCCUGGUGAGAACUCCAUGGCCAUGUCUACUGCCGGGAUCGAGGGCUCUGGGGGAUCCAGCCAGACCGAGCGACCAACAAGCUUUACUUCUCCAGAUACAAGGGUACGAGGACAGCCUCCAAAAUGGAAGAGGCCCAGCAGUCGGUCGGAUAGUAUAUGGACGGAGAUCAUCAGCUAG